AGGAACGAUAGAAGAAAGUAUGAUGGACGAGCCCAACGGAAUAUGCAUCGACGUGGAGGACGAACAUGGUGACGUCACGAAGCCGGAGAAGAUGGAUAUGUCGGAGCGGGCUUUGGCUGGAAUUCCAAUGAAUAUCGUCGCCAUAAUAGCCUUGAAUCUAGCGCUGAACACUUGGAUUGCUCCUGUCUAUGAUAUCUUCCACGUCCAGAAAGGAUUCUUGGUCAUGCCCAAUUCGACUAUGACAAGCAAUGUUACAACUGGCUUAAGUACUCCAAAUGUUCUGUACAAUAUAACUACUUAGCUUUCUACUAAAAUGCUCCAUAUUGAACUUCUGUUAUAAUCAGGAUUACACACUUUGCGAUUCUGUUCAGUUUGAAUGGUUUGAGAUCUGAACGUUGAUGUGUUCCGAUGUUCAUAUCAUUUUGAGAAUUUCUUUCCUCGAGAAAUUAGAACGCCGUUUGGGAUCCUGGCAAUAUUUCAAAUAAGAUAAAACAGCUUUUCGUUACUGGCGUGCCUUAUAGCUUGUUCAUUUUCGUCUGAGCGCAUUAAAAAAAUCUUGCUCAUUAUUAAUGUGCCAAGUCGCACGAAUCUUUGCAUGGCACUCCUGUAGAACAGCGACCAAGCAAAAUACUUUUUAUUAAAUCUUGAUCCAGUAAUAAAAAAUGCUCUUUUUUGUUUGAUAGUAAACACCGCCCUUUGGGUGAAUACGUAGGAUCACUACACAUGAUUUUCAGUAUUCUUGCUAACAAAUUGCUCAUGCUGGGACAGCGACACCACCCUGCCCCUAUAUUCCAGUGUAAGAUUAUAGAUUUCCUACCAAGACUGUCUAGAUGUUUCCAUUUGAGUCUUGAAAAGUACAAUGUGCUCAUAACCUGUAUAUUGGACUAACGUCGACCAUGUUCAUGGGCGUGCGUUAAAGUGUGGUAGUGAUAAAAAUAGGUAAACUUUCUGAUGCUCUUGUUGCACAUUUCUAAAUCCCCUAUUUUUUUUAAAAUUAUUAUUUUCUUUUGGGUGCACUUCAGACUAGCACCAAAGCAAACUUGUCGAACCUUAGUUUGCACCGAUCUUCAAUAUUGUGCCUUCAGAUUCUGUUGGUCAUCCAUCUUUUUAGUCCCGCAUGCAAAAGCCUGAUAAGUUAUCAAACAGAGAGAUUUGUUUUUAUCUUGUUCUAACCGCUGGCAGACAAACGUGAACAAGCUAUAAUACAACACGGGUAAUAACACAAUAGAAUCAAAUGUGCAUUAAAUAUUAUAACAUUCUGGGGAAUAUCUGAAUCGAAUGCCAACAAACGAUUCGAAUGAAUAUAACUCUGAUCCACCAGCUUCCGGAACAACAUUAAGAAGACAAAAACACAGAGGAGUUGAAGGAUCGUGAUUGCGAGGCAUCAUGGUGAAAUCAGGCACCCCUCACAAUAAUGAAGUCGAAGAAACGGUCUUGUUCCGACGGUUUGGCAAUUUUUAUCAAUUUUUUUUUUUAUUUUAGGAUCAGCACCUUUUAAAACAUUUCAAAAACAAAUUUCUGUACGGAUUUUUAUGAGAAAAAAAAAGAGUUAAUUAAAGACCCCAUGAAUAUAAAUUUUCAGUUCUCGUUCCUUUGAUAUCUGAAGCCAGGAGACUUUCAAGUGCAAAUAUCCCGACUUCUAUUCAAGAUAAAUGAAAAUUUUUUCCAUCGAAAA
Aplysia californica (California sea hare) is the source of this 1675-nucleotide messenger RNA. RefSeq names its product solute carrier family 13 member 5. NCBI's taxonomy places the organism in Eukaryota, Metazoa, Mollusca, Gastropoda, Aplysiida, Aplysiidae. Gene Ontology annotation, cellular component: membrane. Gene Ontology annotation, biological process: monoatomic anion transmembrane transport. Gene Ontology annotation, molecular function: transmembrane transporter activity. The record is from RefSeq and is a predicted model, not a curated record.